Glarea lozoyensis ATCC 20868 is the source of this 1593-nucleotide messenger RNA. Its product is annotated as Glutathione synthetase ATP-binding protein. NCBI's taxonomy places the organism in Eukaryota, Fungi, Ascomycota, Leotiomycetes, Helotiales, Helotiaceae. The record is from RefSeq and is a predicted model, not a curated record. Gene Ontology annotation, molecular function: ATP binding; metal ion binding. The transcript has a single exon. The coding region runs from base 1 to 1593 and encodes 530 amino acids.
AUGCCUCUCACAGCAGCAUCCCCGGAGUAUUUACAUGUCCUUCAAAAUGUAUCACUCAUUCUCUUAGCGGCAUUCUUUACACCUUUAUGUACAUUCAUUGCUGUUUGCGCCUGGAUCACCUCUCCAUUUACCAGCAUCGCAAAGCACAUCAAGCAUCACCGGGAAUGGCGCCAGAAAUCUUCACCCACCUUCAGACCACGCACGAUUCUGGUCACGGGAGUGGGAAUGAGUAAAGGUCUUACUCUCGCUCGAGCAUUCUACCGCGCAGGUCAUCGUGUUAUCGGCGCGGAUUUCGAACCGUAUUAUGUUCCUGUGUCAGGCCAUUUCUCAAAGUCCAUUGAGAAAUUCUUUAGGCUGGAGAAACCGAGCCAGAAAACUGGUUCGGCGGGGUAUAUUCAGGAUUUGGUGUCUGUGAUCAAGAAGGAAGGAGUGGAAUUGUGGGUUAGUUGUUCGGGUGUUGCGUCGGCCGUGGAAGAUGGUGAAGCAGCUGAGCUCGUGGAGAAGGAAACGGGUUGCAAAGCUGUACAGUACGGCCCUACGUUGACGGAAACGCUGCAUGAGAAACAUUCUUUUAUUGAACAUACCAAGAAAUUGGGUCUCAAUGUGCCUACUACGAGGCUUGUUACUUCUGAGACGGAAGCACUAAGUGCGUUGUAUCCAUCAGCACGUUCGUCUCCUCGACUAGAGAAACCGCAAUUCAUCGCAGCGGAGAAAUAUAUUAUGAAGCCUGUUGGAAUGGACGACACACUUCGAGCCGACAUGACGUUACUCCCACUCCCCACGAUCAAAGAAACAGAAGCUCAUGUCAGACGUAUGAACCCAACGCCCUUCCGACCAUUUGUCCUCCAACAAUUCAUCUCCGGUCCAGAAUACUGCACCCACACCCUCGUCAUCAACGGCGAAAUAAAGUGUUUCGUCGCCUGUCCCUCUUCGGAUCUUCUAAUGCACUACAUCGCGCUCCCUACCAACUCCGCUCUAUCUCAGGCUAUGUACGCCUACACCGUCGAAUACACCCAGAAGACUACCCCCAAAAUGACCGGGCACUUCUCUCUUGAUUUCCUCGUCCCAGGCCCCAUCGCCAGGAACGCCGAACAAACCUUCGGAGCCUCGGACGAGGAGAUUCAGGGCCUCAUGAAACAUUUAUAUCCCAUUGAAUGUAACCCCCGCGCUCACACCGCCGUCGUCCUUUUCUCAGACGAGAGCGAAGACCUAGCCGACGCAUACGUAGAAUACCUACCCGACCACGAACCCAAAGGGAUUUCCACCACUCACUCCGACCCGCAUGAACUCAUCGUCCCCGCGCCAUCCAUCCCAGGAUACUACUGGAUAAACCACGACAUCGUCUCACUCCUGCUAUUUCCCAUUUUACGACUUCUCAGAGGCGAAAUCGGGAUUACAGAGGUAGUUGAGAGGUGGACGACGUUCGUGGAACACGUGUUGUUCUGGCGAGAUGGGAAUUUUGUGGUGUGGGAUCCGUGGCCGUGGUGGUGGAGUAUUGUGGGGUAUUGGCCUGCUAUGUUUUUGGUCUGUUUGUGGGAGAGGAGGUGGUGGAGUAGGUGUAAUGUUAGUACGGGGAAGUUGUUUGAGUGCUGA